CACACACACACACACUUCCCGAUCUCACGAUGGCUACAAGGAGAGAAUCAUAAUGAUCAAAACCUCAACACACAGAAAACUGAACAGAUGUGAGGGAUCAGAGAAAAUGAUCGGCUGAAGAAACAGAUGGAGGACAGAAUAAAACUGAAACAUGUUCAGUACAGCUUUAUUCAAGGAUGUGUGGGGAAAUGAACAGGCACUGUGCUGCUGUUUGAAAAUCAUUAAAGCUUUCUCAGUGGAUGAUGGAGAGGCAGGCAAAAAAACUCAGAGAAGAUGAUCAGAUAAAGACUGAAAAGGGAGACGGACGGGAAACACAACAUCAAAAUGUCAAACAAUGAAAACUCAGAGACUGAUGCCUGCAAUCCUCCUCGCAGGAGAAAGAGGAGCAAAGACCAACCUCCUUCGAUGAGGAUUCUUCUCCUGGGUAAAAGCGUGUCUGAAAACAGCCGUGUGGGAAACUUGAUCUUGGGUCGAUCAGCGUUUGACAGUGAAGCUCCUGCAGAUGUUGUGGAGAGAGUGGGAGGAAGACUGAAGGACAGACACGUGACGCUCAUCAACAGUCCUCAACUGCUCAACACACAGAUCUCAGAUGAUCAGAUCACACAGACGGUCAGAGAGUGUGUGCGUCUGUCUGAUCCAGGACCUCAUGUGGUGCUUCUGCUCCUCCAACAUCAGCAGUGUUCAGCAGAAGAUCAAGAGCGUGUGGAGAAGCUGCAGGACUCUUUCUCUGAGCGCCUUCUUCAACACACCCUGGUGCUCAGCACACAAGAGCCCACUGAACCCAAUCAGAUCCUGCAGAAGAUCAUCCAGAAGUGCUCCAACAGACACUUCAGUCUUCAGAGAAGCAGCUCUGCUGAUCAUCUUCUGCAGGCCUUUGAGGACAUCGAGAAGAGCAAUGAGGGACGACACCUGAUUCCUGCUCAAUAUGAAGCUUAUAAGUAUUUCUCAGUGGAACAACAGGCCACACAACGAGUUUCAGACUGUGAGAGGCUGAAUGUGUUGGUGUGUGGGAGUGACGUCUCACUGAAAUCCUCCAUCUCAGAGCUGAUCCUGCAACACACACACAGAAAAUUAGAGAGUGUGAGGACAGACGUGGAUCUUCAUGGUCGUCUGAUCAAUGUGCUGGAGCUUCCAGCUCUGUUCAACACUGGGCUCUCAGAGGAGGAAGUGAUGCGUCAGACUCUCCGCUGUGUGUCUCUCUGUCAUCCUGGAGUUCAUGCUUUCCUCCUCAUUAUUCCUGACGCUCCACUCAAUAAUGAAGACAGAGCAGAAAUGGAGGAGAUCCAGAAGAUCUUCAGCUCCAGAAUCAACAAACACAUCAUGAUCCUCAUCAUGCAGAACUCAGAGCAUCAGACAGCAGAACUCAAUGAAGAAACACAGGCUGUCAUUCAGAGUUUUGGAGGAAGACAUCAGUACUUUAAUUCUGAAACACAAGUGUCCACAUUGAUGGAGAACAUUGAGAAGAUGCUGGAGGAAAACAGAGGAGGUGUUUACUCCACAGAGACAUUCCUGGAGGUGCAGAUGAAAAAACUGAAGAAAUAUGAAGAGAUGAAGAAGAAACUUCAUUCGCAUGACACACAUUUACUCACACAAGGUUUAACUGAGUGUGAAGAUGAACUGAGGAUUGUUCUUCUGGGAAAAACUGGAGUUGGUAAAAGUUCAACAGGAAACACAAUCUUAGGAAGAGAAGCAUUUAAAGCAGAAGACUAUUUUGAAUCAGUGACCAAACAGAGUCAGAGAGAAACAAGUGAGAUCAAUGGCAGACGCAUCACUGUGAUCGACACUCCAGGACUGUUUGAUACUGAACUCAGUAAUGAGGAGAUCCAGAGAGAAAUCAGACACUGCAUCUCCAUGAUUCUGCCUGGACCACAUGUGUUUCUCCUGCUGAUUCCACUGGGACAAAGAUUCACUAAAGAGGAGGAAGCAUCAGUGAAGAUCAUCCAGGAGACGUUUGGUGAACACUCUCUAAUGUUCACCAUGGUGCUCUUCACCAAAGGAGAUUCUCUGAAGAACACAACUAUUGAUCAAUGUUUGGAUAGACCUGGGUCUGUGGUUAGAAAACUGAUUGAAGCUUGUGGAAACAGAUACCAUGUGUUCAACAAUAAUCAGCCAGAAGACCAAAGACAAGUGUCUGAACUACUGGAGAAGAUAGACAACAUGGUGAAGACAAACGGAGGAAGCUUCUACUCAUGUAAGAUGUUCAGAGAGAUGGAGAGAGAAAAACAAGAACAACAGAUGAAGAUCCUGAUGGACAGAGUGCAAGAAGCAGAAGAAGAGAAAGAGAGAAUGAAGAUGAUGAUGGAGGAAGAAGAACAGAAGCAGGAGAAAGAGAGAAAGAGAAGAGAGGAAGAACUGAAGAGAGAACGAGAGACAUUUAGACAUGAAAUAGAGGAAGAUGAGAAAGAAAAGCAGAUUUUAGAUGAACAGAUUCAAAAACUCAAGAGUGAAAUGGAGGAAAUAAUCAAAGAGAAGGAGAAACUAGAAAUAAAGAAGCAAGAGCAACUAGAGGAUUCAGAGAAGAGACUGAAAGAAGAAAGAAAGACAAGAGAAGAUCAACAAAAGACAAAUGAAGAGAAUCUGAAACUGCUGGAAGAACAUGAAGAAGAACUGAAGAGGAGACGAGUGGAGUGGAGAGAGGAAUACGACAGAGAGAAAGAGGAGAAAAUCUGCUCUGAAACUGAUGAUUCACUGCAGCGUAAAAACAGGGGUAUUGAAGCCACAGAAAGAAUAAAGCAUCUUUUUUACAGACUUCACCUUGAUAUAGGAUACAAACUGAGAGCUGCAGAUGUUCUUCAGGUAUCUGAGUGUUCAUUAGAGUCUCUUAAUUGUUGUGCUGAAGACGAGCUGAUUCAGACUUUCAUACAGAAACUACUGAUGAUGAACUACAGAGCAAGAUACAUUAGAGUCAAAGUGACCGAUGAUGAAUAUAACAUACUCCAAAAAGACACUGAUGACUCAGAAGAUGACUUUGUAGAUAUUUUUAGUGAAAUGUCUUUAGCGAGAAACUUGAAUCAAUCUGAGCAAAUUCACCCGAUGGAUGUUCAGAUGGCUGUGUUUCAUCGUGCUGAUGGUUUCCUGAAGCAGCUGAUGGUCACUAAACUGUCCCAGUGUCAGUUCGCUCUACCUCUGCUUGUUCCUGAUCCAGAAACUCAACAGAUUGAGUUUCCUCUCUGGACAUUCAGACAAAUCAACAAGAGCUGGAAGAUCAGAAACACCAACAAUGAAACCAUCAGUCAAACCCAGCCCAUCUACAAGGCACAAACUCCAAUGGUGUUCUUCUUCAGGUUUGACUCUGUGUCUUCAUCCAAGUCUCAGCUGAUGAACAGUCUGAUCAAUGACAAACACAACACGUUCUUCCACAGGAACUGCCCAGGAAGCAGCAGAUCCAGAGUCCUGAUGGAUGGAGUGGUGGAGAUCGCCUGGUUCUGCCCUUCUGGAACAAAUGAUGAUAAAUUCACUGACUGUGUGGCCUUCUGUAAUCUACAUGGAGAUGCAGGAGACCAUGAGAAACAGUGGAAGAUCCUCACUGAGAUGGCCUCAGUCAAUGUGCUUCUUCUGCCAGGACUAAAUAAGAAUGACAGAAUGGCAGUAAGAAUACAAAACAUGUUCAGUAAAGAAAAGCCUCUGAUUUGUCUUUUUACUGAACAUAAAUUUGCAAUAAUGAAAAAAAGGAAAGGAAAAUAUAAGGUUGGUCUGAAAGACAGAAAUCAGUCAGAAGUAUUAGAAGAACUGAGAAAAGCUAUAAAUGAUUGUCUCUCAGAAUCAUCUCCCACUUUCAGACUUGAAGAUGUUUCCAAACACUCAGACAUCAGAGUAGAUGAGGAAGAUGAUGAAGACUGCAGGAGAGGAAGAGCAGCAGCACAGCAGAUGAUCAGUUUACUGGAGAAGAAAAAACUGACAGAAAUCAAAGAAUCAUUUCUGCCUCAUCAGGGGAAACUGUGGCGUCAGUGGAGUCAGAAGAACAAAAAACUACAUCGACCUCAAGCAGAAGAGAUAGAAAUGGACAUCAGUAGAAAACAAACAGACUUAAAGCAAAUUCGCCAACAGCAGCAUGAGUCUGACAUCAGUGACUUUAUAAAGGUCUUUGUUAAAGAAAUGAACUCACAAGAUGAAAAUGUAAAAAUGUUUUUCCUCAAAUGGCUCAAAAUUCUCCUGGAUGAACAUACAUCAGCUGACCUGUCUGCUCUACACCACAAAUAUGAUGAAAAGUGGUCAUCAGUCCUGAAACUGAAGAAGAAUCAUGAUAAAUUUGAGAAAAUCAAAGCAGAACAAGCUGAACUUGAGAGAAUAUCUGAGGAUCUUCAAGCUGCAGCUUUUGGUCUGGAGCACAUCAUGAGGGAGAUCGGUCAGAUCUAUGAAUCAUGUUCAUCUGUGAAGGAGAACAAGAAAGAUCUGCCGGUUCACUUCUCUUCUCUCCCGAGUGUCGCAGCAGAGAUGAUGAUCUCUGGGUUUCCACUGGAGCUGAUGGAUGGAGAUGCUGCUCAUGUUCCUCUGGUCUGGAUCUCUGCUGUUUUUGAUCAACUCGUCCAGAAACUGGGAGGCCGCACCAGAGUCUUUGUGCUGUCAGUUUUAGGAAUUCAGAGCUCUGGGAAAUCCACCAUGCUGAACGCCAUGUUUGGCCUCCAGUUUGCCGUCAGUUCCGGCAGGUGCACCAGAGGAGCUUUCAUGCAGCUGGUCAAAGUGUCUGACGAGAUGAAAACACAGAUGAACUUUGACUAUAUUCUGGUUGUUGAUACUGAGGGUCUUCGUGCUCCAGAGCUGGCUGGGAGAUCAACAAGACAACAUUACAAUGAAUUGGCCACAUUUGUUGUUGGUCUUGCAAAUCUGACACUGAUCAACGUCUUUGGGGAAAACCCAUCUGAGAUGCAGGAUGUUCUUCAGAUUGUUGUUCAGGCCUUCAUGAGGAUGAAGAAGGUCAGACUGAAUCCCAGAUGUGUAUUUGUGCAUCAGAAUGUUUCAGACAUCACAGCUGGAGAGAGAAACAUGGAGGGGAGACAGCGAUUGCAGGAGACGCUAGAUGAGAUGACCAAACUUGCUGCUCAAGCAGAAGACUCAAAGGCAGAAUGUUUCAGUGACUUCAUUAGAUUUGAUGUUCAGAAUGAUGUGAAGUAUUUUGCUCAGCUCUGGGAGGGCAGUCCACCAAUGGCUCCACCAAACCCAAAAUACUGUGAGAAUAUUCAGGAGCUGAAGAAAUCUAUUCUGUUGAAUGUCUCGAGAUCAGAUGGACUGUUGUUGACACACUUAAAAUAUCGUAUUAAUCAUCUCUGGGAGGCUUUACUAAAUGAAAGAUUUGUCUUCAGCUUCAGAAAUUCCCGGGAGAUUUCAGCCUACAGGAAACUGGAGACUGAAUACAGCAAGUGGUCCUGGAGUCUUCGCAGUGCCAUGAUGGAAAUUGAAAACAAACUACACAACCAAAUCGAAAAUGAAGCAAUUUAUGCGAUUGAGGAAACUGAUCUUCAAAGAAAACUGAAGAAGACAAGUGAAAAAGUGGAAAAAUCUAUGACUAAAUACUUUGAGAUAAAUCCAGAUGAAGAUUUACUGAUUCAGUGGAAAACAUCAUUUGAAAUAAAAAUCAAAGAGCUUCAGGAGAACAUUGUGAGAGAAACAAAGAGGAAAUUAAAUGAUACACUUCAGCAACAAAACGUGAAGAAAAAGAUUGAUGCUCAGAGGACACAUCAUGAAAACACUCUCUAUGAAAAGAGCAAAGAACUCGCCUUAAAACUCAAAGAAAAAGCAAAUGAUGAUAAGACCCUGAGCAGUGAGUUUGAUUUGUUUUGGGAACACAGUUUGAACAGGGUCAUCACAGCCACUCCUCCACUCAAAGACAUAGACAUAAUGAAUGAUGUGAGAGAAAUCCUCAAUGACAUUUAUGAAAGUGCUCCUGUAGGCCACUGGAACAAGAACAUAGACAUUUUUACUGUUUCACAUUAUUCAGAAUAUGUUUCCAGAAAAUCCACAAAAAGUAGGGUUAAAAAUGUUUACCAAACAAUUAAAGACAAAAUUGGAUAUUCUUUAACUCUGUCACCUGCUGAUGAAGCCCAGAUUCUGUCAUUAAUGAAUAAUGUUGUUCUGAAAACAGAGAAAAUGACUGACUCAUUUAACAUUUCAAAAAUAGGAUACAACAUCAGCUACAUUCAACAACUCAUAGGUUACAUUAAGACAAGAAUAACAAAAUAUCAGGAAACAUCAUUGAAAUAUGAGUUUAAAAAUGAAUUCUUUGUUGACUUGGUUUAUUCCAUCUGUAAAAGAGCACACAAUAAAAUAAUUGACCAACAUAGAAUGUUCAAAGAAGUCAAUGAUCCUGAAAUAUAUGUCAAGAGGAAAAGAGAAGAGUACUAUAGUAUUUUCCAAAAAUACUGUCAUGGAGCAAAUUCAGCUGCAGUUUUUGCCGAAAUCAUCUGUCAUAAAUUGAAGGAACCCAUUGAGCAGAGCGUCUACAAGAAAACUGCCAGAGAUUUAGCAGAUGAAAUGAAAACAGACUGUGCAUCACUGAGUGGAAACAGAUCAAAUCUGGAGAAACACAUCCUGAAGACACUGGCAGAAGAGGAGGACUUUAACAAAUACAUGAACUACAUUCAUUAUCCCAGAAAUCACUACAAGAGUUUCAUCAGAGAUGAAGUCAGUCGCUACAUCAGAGAUAAGUUCAGCAUCAGUGUUUUACCCAAGAUGAAGGAGAACAUUAAACUCCUGCAGCAGAAGAUCAUGAACGCAGCACAUCAAUCUACUGAACAUGUUCAAGUCAACAGUGGAGAUGUUGGUUUGUGGUUGAAGAGUUUCACACAGCAGCUCUCAGAUCAGCUGAUCUUCUCUGAAAAAGACCUCAGUGGAGUCAAACAUGAUGAUUUCACACUCCUAGAAGAUGUGAUCAGACAAGAGCUUCCUGCUGUAAUGUCAGACAUCAGCAGCAGAUUCAACACAGACACAUUUCCAGUAAAGCUGGACUAUAAGUUCAGGCCAGAUGAGCUUCUGAUUGAUCACUUCUGUCAGUGCUGUUGGGUUCAGUGUCCGUUCUGUCUGGCCAUCUGCACAAACACCAUAGAGGACCAUUAUGAAGAUCACAGUGUUGCUUUCCAUCGUAAUUUUGGGCUGAAUGGGCAGUGUAAUGCAGGAACAAGAAACUUGUCUGUUAACAUUUGCUCAUCAGCAGUAGCCAGUGAUCGAUCUUUUUAUCCCACUGCCUCAGCUGAAUCAGUCCUCUGGAGAUAUUACAGAUCAGCAGGAGGAGUUUAUGCAGACUGGAGCAUCACUCCUGAUCUCUCUGAACUGCCCUACUGGAAGUGGUUUGUGUGCAGAUUCCAGAGAGAUCUGGAAAAAUACUACAGUAAAACAUUUGAGGGAAGUGGUGAGAUACCAGAUGAGUGGAGAAAAUAUAGAAAACUAGACGCUAUUGAGAGUUUAGAUAAAUACAUUUAGAUUGAGAAUUAAAUUCCUUUUAAUUUGCACAUUAAGUUUUGUGUUCUUCACCUCAGGAAUUCUGUAAUCAUGCAAUGUUCAGUUGACAAAACAACAUGAGAGAAGACUCUUAAUAACAUGUACAAGUUUUAUGCAUUACAACACUAUAAAAGAUGCUGAAAAUAGCAA
This is a messenger RNA of Danio rerio (zebrafish), 7581 nucleotides long. The record is from RefSeq and is a predicted model, not a curated record. NCBI's taxonomy places the organism in Eukaryota, Metazoa, Chordata, Actinopteri, Cypriniformes, Danionidae.